AGAAAAAAGACACACGUGCUGCACGUAAUCAACAUUUUGCAUUCUGUAGUAAAGGUAAUAAUUUAAAAUAUGGGAAAACCAAGAGCACGGAAGUUAGAUAUUAAAUUUGACGAAGAAAAACGAAAAGAUUUUCUCACCGGAUUUCACAAACGUAAAGAGGCGAGAAAGAAGCAAGCAAGACUACAAUUAGAUAAGCAAAUUAAAGAGGAGCGUAUCAAAAUACGAAAGAAUAAAAGAGAUGGAAUACAAAAUCGUCUUGAAGAAAUGAAUGAGAUAAGAUUGGGAGAAGCAGAUAUUGGUGCAAGUUACGUUGAUAUUAACAGUAAAGUAUUGGAAAUGCCCAACCAUAAUGUAACAGUUGUUGAAAGUGAGUUAUUUGAUUCUGUUACUGAUAUGUUUAUGGGAAGUAAUGAGCCUGCGCCAGAAGUUGACCCCAAUGAAGUCAUAAAGAAGGAAAAAGAAACAAAGAGAGCAAUCGAACAUGCGGCUAAACUCACAAGCACACAACAACGAUUAAAACAAAACAAAAAGAAACUUCCAACAGGAAAAUUAACGAAAAGAACGAAGAAGUUUCAUCAACGAAAGCAUAGGCAUAACAUGAAUCAUAAAAAGAAAAAGUAACUUUUAAACAAAUGCCCGCAUGUUAAACAUGAAUAGUGUUUUACAUUUCUUAUAAGUAAAUCAAGACUACUCUACAUUGGCUGUGAAGCCGGUAAUCGACCAAAACACAAUUUUAAUUUUUCUUAAGUGCAGGUGGUUUCCAUAAUAAGAGUAAAGCCAGCAUAUUUAUUCCUUAACGAGUAUCAUAUUGUCAUUCCAUAUGAUACCUGUAGUCCUGACUCCUGUACAUAUCAUGUUUUUCACAAACUUUUUAAAUGUUCUGUUUGAUUUCUAUAUUGUUAUUAACUAGGUUCAAACUUAAAUCUUUUCCAUGCUAAAUUUAAAUAGGCUACUUGUCUGUAUGCAGAUCCUCAAUUUGUGGGGCGGAUUCUUGAUUACUUUUCGAACAUUUUGUUUUAAACAGUAAUUGAUUCUGUUUGAAG
Ciona intestinalis (vase tunicate) is the source of this 1043-nucleotide messenger RNA. Its product is annotated as nucleolar protein 12. NCBI's taxonomy places the organism in Eukaryota, Metazoa, Chordata, Ascidiacea, Phlebobranchia, Cionidae. The record is from RefSeq and is a predicted model, not a curated record. Gene Ontology annotation, cellular component: nucleolus. Gene Ontology annotation, molecular function: rRNA binding.